Messenger RNA from Aquila chrysaetos chrysaetos, 1164 nucleotides. RefSeq names its product N-terminal Xaa-Pro-Lys N-methyltransferase 1 (gene NTMT1). Gene Ontology annotation, molecular function: N-terminal protein N-methyltransferase activity. Lineage: Eukaryota; Metazoa; Chordata; Aves; Accipitriformes; Accipitridae. The transcript is spliced from 5 exons. Gene Ontology annotation, cellular component: cytoplasm. The coding region runs from base 253 to 924 and encodes 223 amino acids. The record is from RefSeq and is a predicted model, not a curated record.
GGCCGCCCGUCACGGCGGGGGCGGGAGGAGGGGGGGGUGGGGGGACAGAGCGCGGCCGCCGGCUGAGAUCACAGCGCAGACCGGCUCCCGGCCUCACUGAGCCAAACUGGAUUUCAACCGGUGAUCUGUAAGGUGAGACACUGCGUCCCCCUGCUCCGUCCCUGGGCUGUUCAAGACCACGCGGGGCCACCGAAACUGCCUAAGCUGCCAUAGAAAAGCGAGUCCUGCGUGGGCACGUGCCCCUCAGCCAGCAUGACAAGCGAGGUGGUGGAGAAUGAGUUUGAGUUUUACUCCAAAGCAGAGAAGUACUGGAAGGAUGUGCCCGCCACGGUGGACGGCAUGCUGGGGGGCUAUGGCCACAUCUCCAGCAUCGAUAUCAACAGCUCCAGGAAGUUCCUGCAGAGGUUUCUGCGGGAUGGCCCCAACCGGACAGGGACAACCCGUGCUCUGGACUGCGGGGCUGGCAUUGGCCGGAUCACCAAGCGGCUGCUGCUGCCCCUCUUCAAGACGGUGGACAUGGUGGACGUGACGGAGGACUUCCUCACCAAGGCCAAGAGCUACCUGGGAGAGGAGGGCAGGCGGGUGCGCAACUACUUCUGCUGCGGCCUCCAGGACUUCAGCCCCGAGCCAAACUCCUACGACGUCAUCUGGAUCCAGUGGGUCAUUGGACAUCUCACCGACAACCACCUCUCCGACUUCCUGAAGCGUUGCCGUGCUGGCCUGCGGCCCAACGGCAUCGUGGUCAUCAAGGACAACAUGGCUCAGGAGGGCGUGAUCAUGGACGAUGUGGACAGCAGCGUCUGCCGGGACCUGGACGUGGUCCGUAAGAUCAUCCGCCGAGCUGGGCUGCACCUCCUGGCCGAGGAGCGCCAGGAGAACUUCCCUGAUGAGAUCUACCACGUCUACACCUUCGCCAUGAGAUGAGGAUGGCCGGCGGUGGGAGAAGGUCUCUCCAGGGCCAGCUCAGAGCACGGGCCAGCACGGUGGUUCCUGCCAGGGCCGGGAGGGGUGAGGACCGUGCCUUCACUGCGGGGUGGCAGACAACAGCGAGGGCGUCACGACUCCCUCUCUCCGGGGCUGGUGGCAAGGAUGGGGCUUUGUCUUCCAAGUUGCUGCUGUUUGUGAAAAAGAGGUGUUUGCCAAAUACAUUUUCCUGCUGUUGCA